Messenger RNA from Misgurnus anguillicaudatus (oriental weatherfish), 2033 nucleotides. Its product is annotated as cytochrome P450 2C23-like. The record is from RefSeq and is a predicted model, not a curated record. Gene Ontology annotation, biological process: xenobiotic metabolic process. Gene Ontology annotation, cellular component: cytoplasm; intracellular membrane-bounded organelle. Gene Ontology annotation, molecular function: heme binding; iron ion binding; oxidoreductase activity, acting on paired donors, with incorporation or reduction of molecular oxygen, reduced flavin or flavoprotein as one donor, and incorporation of one atom of oxygen. NCBI's taxonomy places the organism in Eukaryota, Metazoa, Chordata, Actinopteri, Cypriniformes, Cobitidae.
ACAAAUAUAAACACUAAAGGAAACACAAAACAAACAGUUUUGAAUGUAAGGAAUAUUAAACACAAGUAGUAAACUGCACUGUAAGUGAGCUUUUUCAGAGAUGGAAAUCUCUAGUUCGUUGCUGUUGGUCAUAGUCUUGGCCGUUUUGAUGUUGGUGAUGUGGUGGAGGAAGACGAGUGGACUUUCUUUACCCCCGGGGCCGAUGGCACUGCCACUGAUUGGUAACAUACAUUUGAUGGACAACAGGGCACCCUUCAAAAGCUUUACAAAGUGGAGUAAAACAUAUGGUCCUGUGAUGACGGUGUACCUCGGGCCACGGAGAACCGUGGUUCUGGUCGGUUAUGACACAGUGAAAGAGGCUCUAGUGGAUCAUGCAGAUGACUUUGCAUCCAGAGCUCCUAUUCCUUUCCUGUACAGAGUUUUAAAUGGCUAUGGUCUGGUUAUUAGUAAUGGUGAACGUUGGCGUCAACUGAGGCGUUUCACUCUCACCACACUUAGAGAUUUUGGGAUGGGGCGAAAGAGAAUGGAACAGUGGAUUCAAGAAGAGAGCAGACACUUUGUGAAGAGUUUUGAAGAAACCAAAUCUGAACCAUUUGACCCAGCAUUCUUUGUGAGUCGGGCCGUGUCCAAUGUGAUUUGUUCCUUGGUGUUUGGACAGCGAUUUGAAUAUGAAGAUAAAAACUUUUUGCACUUGCUCCAGAUCAUCUCCAGAAUUGUACGCUUUCUCAGCAGCUCUUCAGGUCAGAUGUACAAUGUAUUCCCGCGACUAAUGGACCUCUUACCUGGCCGUCAUCGUGCCAUGUUUAAAGAGGUUGAAGACAUUAAAAACUUUGUUCUGGGUAAGAUCAGUGAGCAUGAACUAAACUUAGACCUCCAAGACCCCCAAGACUUUAUUGAUUGCUUUCUAAUCAAACUUAAACAGGAGAAGGACAAUCUUGACACAGAAUUCCACAAAAAUAACUUGUGGGCGACUGUCGCUAAUCUGUUUCUAGCUGGUACAGAGACCACCAGCACAACGAUCAGAUACGCCCUAAUGCUGCUUAUCAAGCACCCACACAUACAGGUUGCAGUUGAAGUUCAUCUCAAACUGUGUGGCUGGGAAAUGCAGAAGGAGAUUGAUCGAGUUAUCGGACGGCACAGAAUACCUACAAUGGAGGACAGGAAGUCCCUCCCCUUCACUGAUGCUGUGAUUCAUGAAGUUCAGCGAUAUCUAGACAUUGUUCCCCUCAGUGUUCCCCAUUAUGCUACACGUGACAUCACAUUCAGAGGUUAUGUGAUUCCAAAGGACACAGUGAUUAUUCCCUUGUUGCACUCUGUCCUAAGGGAUGAGGGACAGUGGGAUACACCUUGGACAUUUAACCCUGAGCACUUCCUGGAUGCCAAUGGCAAUUUUAAAAAGAGUCCAGCAUUUCUGCCCUUUUCUGCAGGUAAACGCUCUUGUGUGGGAGAGUCUCUGGCUCGUAUGGAGCUAUUUCUGUUCAUUGUGUCUCUCCUUCAGAAGUUCAGCUUCAGUAGUCCAGAAGGUCCAGAUGGCGUAGAUCCAAGUCCUGAACUCAGCGGCUUCGCCAACAUGCCUCGAUACUAUAAGUUAAUUGCCUCCCCACGCUGACCAACAUGAAUAUUGAAGCCUGCCUAACUAUGAAUUUUGUGAGAAAGAGCCUAACCACAAUCAACACUGAACAAGUUGUUUAUCUUUUAAAGCUUUAGUCUUUUAGUCAAAAUUCACAUCCCAUUUUUACCAAUAUUUGUUUAAAUGUUAAUUAAAGCUUAUGUAAACAGUCUGUCAAUAGAGAUGUAUAAUAUAAUAUAUAUGUAUCAUGUUGUAUAAGCUGCUCCAGUCCAGUGGUCUUAGCCCUACCCUACAUCUUAAGUCCCUAACCUGCCUACUAACCUAAUUUUACUGAUCGUAUAACUUCUGCCCUGAAACUGCUGGCCUGAUGCUGCUGGUUGGAAACUGCUGCUGUAUUCUCCUGAAAUAGACCAGAGAGACAGACAAGACAUAUGUUGCAUAAAUGUAUAUAUUAGAACUUGUA